Molecule: messenger RNA, 2074 nt
Organism: Anarrhichthys ocellatus (wolf-eel)
Lineage: Eukaryota; Metazoa; Chordata; Actinopteri; Perciformes; Anarhichadidae
Gene: styx
Product: serine/threonine/tyrosine interacting protein
Exons: 11
Coding region: 123-797 (224 amino acids)
Biological process (GO): negative regulation of protein binding; protein dephosphorylation; regulation of ERK1 and ERK2 cascade
Cellular component (GO): nucleoplasm; cytoplasm
Molecular function (GO): F-box domain binding
Source: RefSeq, a predicted model, not a curated record
UAUGGCGGACAUGCAUGUGGAGCCUCAAAACAAAUUGCACCGAUUGUCCAGCUAGCCCCACCGCGAGAAAGCACCGAUACCGCGCGUGAAGCCGGGCCCGCGGUGCCCGAACAGACAGCAGAAUGGACGAGGAGAACAAACUUCAGUUCCCGUCUCUGCCCGCGACCAAGGAGGACCUUCUGGACUGGGCUUAUCCAAUGAGACGAGACAUGCAGGAGAUAUUACCGGGACUGUUUUUAGGUCCCUACUCUGCUGCAAUGAAAAGCAAGCUGCCAAUCCUUGAGAGACAGGGCAUAACGCAUGUCGUGUGUGUCCGCCAAGACAUCGAAGCCAAUUUUAUCAAACCUAAUUUCGCUCAUACAUUUAGAUACCUCGUGUUAGAUAUUGCUGACAAUCCAGUGGAAAAUAUUAUACGAUUUUUCCCUUCAACUAAAGAGUUUAUUGAUGGCUGCUUAGCAACAGGAGGAAAGGUCCUGGUUCACGGUAAUGCAGGGAUAUCAAGAAGUGCUGCCUUAGUGAUUGCAUACCUUAUGGAAACAUUUGGGAUGAAAUACCGGGAUGCAUUCAGCCACGUCCAGGAGAGGAGGUUCUGCAUCAACCCCAAUGUGGGCUUUGUGCAUCAGCUGCAGGAGUAUGAAGCGAUCUACCUCGCCAAACUGACCAUUAAAAUGAUGUCACCGAUGCAGUUGGGCAGAUCGUUCUCCUUACAGGCUGGGAUGCCAGGAAGCCGUAAACGCAGCCUGGAGGAAGAUGAGGACUUUGGAGCAAUGCAGGUCACAGCAGCACAGAACGGAUGAGUUUUGCUGAUAUUUAGCUGUGUGGUCGCAGUGCACUAAACAUCUUUUUUUUUUUCCACAUUUUUAAUGGGAUUAAAAAUGUAAAUAUUUGAACUUUUUCUAGGGGGAAGGGACUAGGGUGGGAGGGGGGGGGGGAUCACUCGUGUCUGAGACAUGGAGUACUGAAGGGGAUCGAGCUAAUUUGAUAACUCCCUUUUUUUCUCGAGCUGUAUGCACUGAUCGGAGAUUUUUUGCAGUUUUAUAGUAUUUAAAGCAUUUUGCAUUUGCAGCGGGACAGUAUUGCAAUUAUGCACUUUCGAUACUUGAAUUUGUGUAGAUGACCAGAAUGGGGCAGUCGGCAAAAAGGGAAAGUAGCCAAGACGUCGCCCAGUGGAGGACAUGAGAAGAGGAAACGCUAAUGCCUUUAUUUUGGGAGUAAUAGGAUUAUGGACUAAUAUCAGGCUUAAUGUGGGAUAGUAAGGAAUGGGGAAAUAACAACUCUGCUUAAUAAAAACAAGUCUGACUAAGUCCUGUUCACCUGUUGUUUUUAACAUCAUGACAUAAUGCUGUGCUUCUGAACUUUGCAUUUCUGUCAAAUAUUUUACAAUUUGAAGCAAGUUAUACUUAUUGUUUCAACAAACCUUUCUGGGGACCUUGCUGUGACUUAAAUAGCAGCCACUGGCAUGCAUUCCUAGUUCACCCUCCUACACAGUGUGUGAUGAGCUUUGGGAGCAGAAUGCGUCGACCCGAAAGGCUGAAAUCUAUAAGAAUUCCUUUUGGAAACAAAUUUGCAUUUACAACACUGACAUAAAUAUGUAAAUGAAGUUACAUUAGAAUUAAUGUUGGAAAAGAUUUGGUCAGGUUUUCCAACCUCCUUUGUAUGGCAGAGGCUUACUAACCUUCUAGUGAUGCAUCUACCUGCUUAAUGGUUUGAAAAUGAUACAACUAUGAUUAAUAGACAUGUCCAUCCCAGAGCUCUUUUUGUACAAUAAAACACUUUGUAUGCAUCAGCAUCGCAGUACAAAUGUAAUUGAUUUGUUUUAAGACUAUAAACACAAGCAAAGAAUCACGGUAGAUUGUAGAAUAUAUUAUGUGUCUUACAUAUUUGGAAUAAAUUACAUUAAAUAUGUUCCCCUGUUCUCCAGAAUAACAAACUUAAAUAAGAGUUAAUUUACAAAGUCAUUUUUAUCCAUUUCCCAUCACAAUAUGUUUUACUCGUUAUCACAGCUGUGAUCAAUUCUCAAAUACCGACCCAAUACAAAACGUUAAGUACCUAAUUGUUCACCUCUGCCUCACAA